Iphiclides podalirius (scarce swallowtail) is the source of this 426-nucleotide messenger RNA. The record is from the annotation of a GenBank genome assembly. NCBI's taxonomy places the organism in Eukaryota, Metazoa, Arthropoda, Insecta, Lepidoptera, Papilionidae.
AUGAUUCGCUUCAUAUUAAUUCAAAACCGUGCGGGUAAGACACGUCUAGCAAAAUGGUACAUGAAUUUUGAUGAUGAUGAGAAACAGAAGUUGAUAGAAGAAGUACACGCUGUUGUUACAGUGCGAGAUGCCAAACACACGAAUUUUGUUGAGUUCCGGAACUUCAAAAUUGUUUACAGAAGAUAUGCGGGCCUAUAUUUCUGUAUUUGUGUGGACGUAAAUGAUAAUAAUUUGUGCUACUUGGAAGCAAUCCAUAAUUUCGUAGAGGUAUUGAAUGAAUACUUUCACAAUGUGUGUGAAUUGGAUCUGGUAUUUAACUUCUACAAGGUGUACACAGUUGUUGACGAAAUGUUCCUGGCGGGGGAGAUUAGGGAAACCUCACAAACUAAAGUGUUGAAGCAGCUUCUUAUGUUAAACUCUCUAGAA